Molecule: messenger RNA, 792 nt
Organism: Setaria italica (foxtail millet)
Lineage: Eukaryota; Viridiplantae; Streptophyta; Magnoliopsida; Poales; Poaceae
Exons: 1
Coding region: 66-527 (153 amino acids)
Source: RefSeq, a predicted model, not a curated record
GUCUCCCGCGGAACCAUCUCCAUUUUCAUCUCAGCGUCCCCUCCUACAACGACGCCCCAACUUCCAUGAGGCCCCGUCCUCUAUAUAAACCUCCGACCCCUAGCUACUCCCAAGUCCAAACACAGACACACAGGCACCAAAUUCACAGCAAACUCUGUCUCGCAAGUGGUUGUGUCGAUCGAUCGCCAGCGAUGGCCGGAGAGCAGCCUCGGUCGGGGGCGUCCUCGGAGGUGGCGUCGUGGUGCUGCGUGCUGGCGCUCGUGCUGCUGGUGGGGUCGCUUGUGGGGGAGGAGGAGCGCGGAGUCGGGCCGGCGGUCGUGCGCGGGGCGCGGCUGGCAGCGCGGCCGUGCGAGGAGCUCUACGUGGUGGCGGAGGGGGAGACGCUGCACAGCAUCAGCGCCCGGUGCGGCGACCCCUACAUCCUGGAGCGGAACCCGCACGUCCACGACCCCGACGACGUCUUCCCCGGCCUCGUCAUCAGGAUCACGCCGCGCGCCGACGGCAAUGGUCCCGGCGGCCACAAGUGAAGGGAAGGGAAGGGAUGGCACAGUUCGUUUGCACAGACGCCCCUGUACAUCGCUCGGAUCCUCCUCGUGGUCGUGGCGAUCGAACACGACGCAGGCAGGGAAGGAUGGAACGCUCACCCUCCAGUCUCCAUGUUUACAGGCCUGUCUUGUACAUAUUGCAUGUGAAAACGGCCUUUGAUCUAUGACUAUGAACAGAAAUAAGAUGCGGCUGGAGUUCCUUGACGUACGUGUCCGGGACACCAGGCUGGGCCUCUUCGUUUUGUUU